AUGGGUCGUAUGCAUGCUCCCGGAAAGGGUAUCUCCUCCUCUGCUCUUCCCUACCGUCGUGCCCCCCCAUCAUGGCUCAAAACGACUCCCGACGACGUCGUUGACCACAUCGUCAAGCUGGCAAGGAAGGGUCUUACCCCCUCGCAGAUUGGUGUUGUCCUCCGUGAUUCGCACGGUAUCCCCCAAGUAAGGUUCGUCACGGGUAACAAGAUUUUGAGGAUCCUCAAGUCCAACGGAUUGGGCCCAUCCAUCCCUGAGGACCUGUGGCACCUCAUCAAAAAGGCGGUCGCCGUCCGCAAGCACCUUGAGAUCAACAGGAAAGACAAGGACUCCAAGUUCCGUCUCAUUCUCAUCGAGUCGCGUAUUCACCGUCUUGCUCGUUACUACAAGACGAAGCAGCAGAUUCCUCCCACCUUCAAGUAUGACUCGGCGACCGCAUCGACAUUGAUUGCUUAA
Messenger RNA from Guyanagaster necrorhizus, 456 nucleotides. RefSeq lists its product as uncharacterized. Lineage: Eukaryota; Fungi; Basidiomycota; Agaricomycetes; Agaricales; Physalacriaceae. Gene Ontology annotation, molecular function: structural constituent of ribosome; small ribosomal subunit rRNA binding. Gene Ontology annotation, biological process: translation. The record is from RefSeq and is a predicted model, not a curated record. The transcript is spliced from 4 exons. The coding region runs from base 1 to 456 and encodes 151 amino acids. Gene Ontology annotation, cellular component: nucleolus; cytosolic small ribosomal subunit; ribosome.